Messenger RNA from Lingula anatina, 4201 nucleotides. RefSeq names its product tyrosine-protein kinase fyna. The record is from RefSeq and is a predicted model, not a curated record. Gene Ontology annotation, molecular function: ATP binding; protein binding; protein tyrosine kinase activity. Lineage: Eukaryota; Metazoa; Brachiopoda; Lingulata; Lingulida; Lingulidae. Gene Ontology annotation, biological process: protein phosphorylation.
GCGGCUAUGUGUUGAUACUUCCUGGUUCUGCUUCACGGGAAAGUUUCGGGCAAAUGUACUGUCGUCUUCUAACCAUCUCCUGCGUCCUUGAACAUGUCCGGUACGACGUCUAGGUUACCCUCCCUGUGAAAGAGAAUUUAGAAGGAACAUACAUGAGUCCAAAGAUACCAAUAACCACAGUGAUAUAAAGAAGAGAAGGAAUUACUAGAUUAUUAUAUUGCCAUAUAUAUGGGCUAACACUUUUUAAAAAAAUGGGGUGUGUACCAGGAAAACCCAAAAAGACGGCUUCAGAAUUGGAUGUCUCUGCCAGUAAAGGCUCUCAGUCUGCAGAAGUCUCACGUAGUGAUCCCACACGCUAUUCCAAGGAUCCAACCAAUCCUUCCCAAGCUGGAGGUGUCAGUCCCACAGAGGUCCAAGUCUCAGUGCCUCCAGAAGUCAACAGAUCUUUCUCUGGGGGAGGAAAAGUAGUCCGUGCAUUGUAUGAUUAUGCAGCCAGAACAGAUGAUGACCUUACAUUUGCCAAGGGGGAUAAACUACAAAUUGUUACAGACACAGAUGGUGAUUGGUGGAUAGCUCUGCACAUGACCACUCAUCAACAGGGUUACAUUCCAAGUAACUAUGUGGCAGUUGAAGAUACCUUAGACUCUCAUGAUUGGUAUAUCAAAUGUGGUCGCAAAGAUGCUGAACGGUAUUUAAAAGAGAGUGGGACACAAAGGGGGAUGUUCUUGAUCCGUGAGAGUGAGAGUCAAGCAGGUGCUUAUGUUUUGUCUGUCACAGACUGGGAUGAAGUAAAGAAGUACAAUGUCAAGCACUAUAAGAUAAGAAAUCUGGAUAAUGGUGGCUUUUACAUUACAACUAGAACCACAUUCAACAGUUUGACAGAACUUGUAGAUCAUUAUAAAGUUCGUGCAGAUGGGUUGUGCUAUCAUCUUACAUCACCAUGUAAAAAACCUGCACCACAGAUGUGGGACCUUUCCCCAGAGACAAAAGACAAGUGGGAAAUCCCCAGAAACCAGCUGGAGCUGGUGCAGAAACUGGGCAGUGGGCAGUUUGGAGAGGUCUGGAAGGGGAUGUGGAAUAAUACCACUCCAGUGGCCAUCAAAACCUUAAAAAAAGGCACCAUGUCACCAGCUGCAUUCCUUGAGGAGGCCCAGUUUAUGAAGAAGCUGCGCCAUGACAAGCUGGUUCAGCUUCUGGCUGUGUGCUCAGAGGAGGAACCCAUAUAUAUUGUGACAGAGCUGAUGUCUAAAGGAGCCCUGCUGCAGUAUCUGAGAGAUGACCAUGGCACCACCCUCAAAUUACCACAGUUGGUGGACAUGGCAGCCCAGAUUGCCAGUGGCAUGGCGUAUUUGGAGCGUGAGAAGUACAUCCACCGUGAUCUGGCAGCCAGGAACAUCUUGGUGGGAGACCAGAAUGUGGUGAAGGUGGCUGACUUUGGACUGGCCAGGAUUAUUGAAGAUGAUGAGUACAAUGCUAGACAAGGCUCCAAAUUCCCCAUCAAGUGGACUGCCCCAGAAGCUGCCUUAUAUGGCAAAUUUACCAUCAAGUCUGACGUGUGGAGUUAUGGUAUAUUGCUAGUGGAGCUUGUAACAUAUGGUCAGAUCCCAUAUCCUGGUAUGAGUAACAGAGAUGUCCUAGAUCAAAUUGAGCGAGGCUACCGUAUGCCCAAGCCACCAAAAUGCCCAGACAGCCUGUAUGAAACCAUGCUGCUGUGCUGGAAAUCUAAUGAAGAGGAAAGACCUACAUUUGAGUUCCUGCAGGGCCAUUUUGAUGACUACUUCAUCUCCACUGAGCCCAGCUACAAGGAAGCUGACAAUGACUAGAUGCCUCAAUGAUUCAUUUUAUUAAAAAUGUCAAAGACUUGCCCUUAAUGAUCCUUAAAAACUGAUGAAAGAUACAGGACCAUACUGGAAACCUUUGAAUUCAGAUGGAUGAACGUUCAUGUCAAGAUCAUGAUACUUUGCAAGAUAUUCAAUUCACUAGAUUACUAUCCCUCUAGGGAAAACAACAAUUAGCUUAUUACUUUUUGAUUGUGUUGUGUUUUUUUAAUUGACAUGUAACAACAAACUCCACUGGUUACAGACCAGUCAUUGUGAUAGCCACUCGUGCCUGAGUGAAUUUGACAAACAUAGUAUUAUACAUGUUCAAUGCCACUAGUUCCCACUGAAAUUAUGUUCAAGUAAUUUGACUUUACCCUUGUCAAAUAGCCUGCAAUGCUGAGUACUGCUGGUUACUUACCUCUUCAGUAAAUGGCAUAGGAAUUAUGGAACCCAUUUCACAUGGAUCCUUACUACAUUACAAAUGCUUAAUAUUUAUUAGACUUGCUUAGCUAAGCCUGUUAAAAAUCUAAGAUGUCUCGAGGCAUUUUAAAAGCCCCUUACCUCAUUUCUUUGGUCUUUUAAAACUAAACCCAAGACCAGGAUCUGAUUGCCUUAACACUGAUUUCUACUCACUUUGACAAUUGUAUGUUUCUUUAUUGAGAAAACUAUGUUCAAGUAGGCAUAUUGUUUGUAAAUGGCUGAAAGACAGCUAUUGCAUUGUAAACCUUACAUAGUUGGUUGAGUUAUUGAAGGUUAGCUAAGCCCACUUACAUGGGCACACAAUACCACACAUUUUGAUUCAGUCGGCAUUUUUAAGUCCCCUAAUUUUCAAAAUCUAAUAAAGUGUUUAGUUGUUAAUUAGAUGUGUAUAUAAAAUCUGAGUAGUUUUUCAGUGUACUAUUUAAUGUCAGCUGGACUGAAUGCUAAAUUCUUGUUGAAAUUCCCAAAAUAUUGCUGUGCAAGGCAUACUUUUCUAGAUUCUUGUGCAAUGAAAAUAUUUUCCAUGAUUUCAAUUACGAUGUAGGUGUAUUUUACCAAUAUUCAGUUUUACAAUCAUUUUUGAUUUUUUUAGUUCAAGUGUGAUUCUACACUUUUAAUCUUUUAUGCAUUGUCUACUGUAAUUGCAAACCCUUAAUUAAUGUUGGAAAAUGUCAAUAUACUUUUUUUGAUUCUUCAUCUCUGUUUCUUACUAUAGUCAGCAUUGAUUUGAAGCUUUUGAGAUGUGUAACAAAUACAUCUGUGUCAACUCUUGAAAUACAUGACUUGUACUGCAGAAGUAGAAGAACAAAUUAUAUUAAGUUUUGAUAGCUAAUCCCAGAUUUUAUGUUAAUCAGGUUGUUUUAUAUCAACUGUUAUUAAAUCAGAAUUAGAUUCUUUGGCAACAGAAGUAAAGAAAUAUGCCCAGUAUAUUCAUUAUAUGUCAGUGAUUUGUUAAAGAUCGGAUAACUGUUUUAAUCAGUAUAUGUUUAAAGCUUUGGAAGAUCCAGAAGGUAAUUAUAUAAGUGGACUGUGACAGAAGUGGACUCCCCCCCCUCCCCCAAGUACGUGCUAUAAUGUGUAGGGGAAGUAAGGAGGAGGGUACAUAUUUGAUCCAUCUUAAGUAUUAAAAUGGUCAUAUGAAAUAUACAAAUUCAAAUGUAAAGAAUAUAUAUAUAUAUAUAUAUAUAUAUAUAUAUAUAUAUAUAUAUAUAUAAUAAGUGCACUACAGAUAUAAUUACCUUGAGAAAAAAAUCAAAUUUAAGGCUUAUUUAAAGGCAAAAUUUUCUAUAAAUUGCUUAUACAUAACUCAUCGCCUUUUACAGAAGCAUUUGAUUGCACCAGUAGUUAAAAAUUAUAAUUUUGUAGACUGGGCCUUAAAAACAAAUGCACCAUAUUUUUGUGCUUCCAACAUUAUUAUUUAAAUUGUAAAUCUAAUUUAGCAUUUUUUUAAGUGUUUAGUAGAUUAGUCUAUUGCGAAGCUUGUUUUAUAGAAACAUUCCAAGCUCUAAACCAAAAAUUUUUCUAUGUGGUUAUAAUUAUUGUUAACCAUUUUGAAUAGACAGAUUACAUUAUUGGUUAUUUUGACAGAUUUUGGGUCUACAGAGGAGUAAGUGGACUGAUUUAGGGAGUCUUUGAGAUUUCAUUUCAUAAUUAAUAGUGUAAUUUUGCCUUCCUUUUAGGAAUCUGUACAUUAAGUUGGAGAUUCUGAAGUUGCAAACUUUCUUACAAAUGUUCUAUAUAUACUAAGUUUUUGCAUUCUGCAGUAUUCUGUGCAGUUUACUGACAAUCUUUAUUAACUCUUAGUGACUUCUACAGUCCUCCAACAAAGACCAUCUUAUGUCAGCAUUUCAUAUUUGUUAAUUAAACAACUGUACCUUAUGAAAUAAAAUGUUAAAAUAUGA